GGGAAGCACAUUGCUUUUCCUGCACAUACCACAGCAAUUUGCUGUUGCAACAUCUCCAGCUACUAACAUUUGGACGGGGGACUAAGGCGACCGGGUCCCAUUGUAGGGCCACGCCUAAUGGAGAGGCCGGACCUCCGGAGGCUUCUGCGCCUGCGCCGUCGAUUACGUUGUGCAAGCUGGAAAUCACUUUGUUUUCACCAAACCGCUGCAAACAUUUUCAACUUUUACACUUUUUUGCAGAUUUUCUUUUCUUUACAGACUACAACACUGUAUUUGCAUUUCCACGGUUUCCUUCUUUUUUCGUUGGCAGCGAUGUUCCAGAAGACGUUCAAGAAUUUCAACAUCAACUUUAACAUGUUGGAAGGGAGACGCGCUUUCUCCAGCGGCGACCUAAUAAACGGGGAUGUGUGUUUCGAUCUCACGGAGAAGACCAAAAUCACUUCCAUAACGAUGUCUCUGAAGGGACUCGUCCACGUCCACUGGUCCACUGGAAGCAGCGGAGGUAGAAAAAGGCGAAGUACGCGAAGAACCUUCUCGGCAAAGCUGAUUCUCUUCGAGUUAAAGAGCGAUAUCUUCCACAACAACCGUGGUACGCGCUCACGGAAGUCGCCUGGAUGUUGCGUGACAAUGCUACAAACAGUCAAGCUUUGUUGAGUAAAAAGUCACUGAGUUUGUGUUUGCCUUGCAGCAGUUGGUGGAGCCGAAGCGCUUUUGGCUGGCACGUAUAUGUAUCCAUUUACAUGUCAGAUCCCACCGGGUGACUUCCCGUCCUCCUUUCAAGGGGUUCAUGGAAAAAUAGCCUACACCUUGACAGUGAGCAUCCAUAGACCCUGGCAUCUGAGCAAGGAAUUCACAACAGAGUUGAACUUUGUAAACUGCAUUAAUAACAACAACCAGGAGCUAUGGGCUCCCCUCCGAGGUUCAAACAGCGUCACUCUGGGCUGCCUGUGGUGUGUCUCGGGUCCUGUCUCCUUAACGGCCACCUUAGAAAAAAAAGCUUUCUUUCAAGGUGAAACUGUAAAAGUAAUGUGCUUGUUCAGUAACGCUACAUCUACAUCUCGCACCCCAAAGCUGAAGCUGGUGCAGAAGCAGAGUUACUUUACAGCCAACAGGACCUCGCAGAGGAUUCUUCACAAGUCCUUGCUGUCACUGACCGGAGAGCCCGUCGUUGCUUACGCCUAUAAUGUGUACACCGAGAUCAUGCUCACCAUUCCCUCGUCUGCAGCGAUCACCAUCUCCAACUGCAGCAUCCUGGUCGUCGAGUACAUUAUCGAGGUGAGCCUCCGCAGUGCCACAGUGCUUUUCCCCAUCAUCCUGUAUAGUCCGGUAAACGCUCGCCAGCCUCCAUUGAUGUGAGUAAAUACACUGCCUGGCCAAAACAAAAACGUUGCAUUUAGCUUUCAUUACAGUAGCAUUUGCUGUGGGAUAAGAAGCUUCUGCAGUGCCCCAAGAUUUAUUUCCAUCCAGUGCUGCAUUCAUUUUUCGCCAAGAUCUUGUAUUGAUGAUGGGAGAGUCUGACCACUGCGCAAAGCCUUCUAAAGCACAUCCCAAAGAAUCUCACUGGAGUUAAGGUCUGGACAAUCCAUGUGUGAGAAUGAUGCUCCCUGAACCACACUUUGACAAUUUGAUCCUGAUGAAUCCUGGCACUGUCAUCUUGGAAUAUGCCCGUGCCAUCAGGGAAGAAAAAAUCCAUUGAUGGAAGAACUUGGUCAUUCAGUAUAUUCAGGUAGUCAGCUGACCUCAUUCUUUGGGCAUAAUGUUGCUGAAGCUAGAGCUGACCUACUGCACCAACCCCAGAUCAUAGCACUGUGUCCACAGGCUUGUACAGUAGACACUAGGCAUGAUGGGUGCAUCAUUUCAUCUGCCUCUCUUGUUACCCUGGACAGUUGGACAGUUCUUAACCCAGACGUUUUCUCUGCUUGAUGCAUGCCAAACAUUUGACCCUUCUCAAACAUCUUUCCCACAUCUACGAGGUGCGUCUUUCGACAUGGCUGUUUAAGAAAUGAGGAACUACUCAUUGCACCAGUUGGGGUUAAAUAACGUGUUGUUUUCAGCCGAAACUUGAAGCCGAACAUGUUUUCGCCUGAUUAUUAUUAUUAUUAUUGUUAUUAUUAUUAAGUCUCCUAGUUGUCUCAUUUCAAUGAGCUUAUUAUAGUAUUCAUUUAAAAAAGUGUCUCUGUUUACAUUUUGGGGAUUCAUUGUUCUAUAUAUCACUGUACCACUGCAUGUACAAUACUUUUUGUUUGCUUGUUUACAUUAGUUUUGUUUUCAUUUCAUUUUUCUGUUUUGUCUUUGUCAUGUCAACUUUCUUCCAAUACCUCCAGUUUAGAUUUCACUGAUACAGAAUGUAAUGAUGGAUUUGUCGUGACGACUGUGCGUUCAUUCCCAACACACAUUGACGUCGCUUUAGUUACAACCAGUUUACAGGCGCCCAAAAGUGUUUGCGCUGACGUUAUUCUGCAUCCAGCCUUUGGUCCGAUUCAGAUCCUCAAAAGGCACCUUUCUCCCAGCUGAUGCUCAUUAUAUGCCAAAUUAUAGCAUAUACCGUUUUUGUUUGUUUUUACCUUAAUAGUCUAUGUAAUUGACAGCCAGUAGGUUUUUUUUCUGUCAAGAACAAUUACAGUAUCUGGAUUUUAUUAAGAAAUGACAAUUUUGAAAAAUUAGAAAACCUUUAUUAAUCCCACAAUGGGGAAAUUGCACGUUUUAAAGCACGGAAAAUUUGUAAAGGAUUGAAAACGAAAAUCUGUUGUUAUUAUCGUAAUUAUUCUGAAACCAAAGCUAAUGUGCCUCACAGAGCUUAUGUUUUGAGGUAAACCGCCCUCCCCCGUAGAGCUUCCUUUUAAGGAGUCUCCACAAGUUCUCAAUAGGGUUGAGGUCAGGGCCAGAUCAUUGUUUUUCCUCAUCUGUAUUUUAUGCAGCAUAGAGUGCUUUCACGUACUUUGUAAAGUUAGUUUUAACUCUUUCAGGCAUCUUAAAGGGGCCUGAACUCACUUGCCAUGAUUCCAUCUCAAAGCAUCACUCCAGUCUGGACCAUCCAGUGUAACAAGGAAUUAAUUCCACUUUAUGCACAUCAGCAAGAAUCUAGAGGAUCUCGCUCUUGUUUAAUUUAAAUAUUUGGAUUUAAAUUGGGACACAGUGCCGUUAUUCUUUACUGCCGUAUAAUGUUGCUACAAAAUUUGAAGGAGCAACACAAACCCAGCUGUUUCUGUGUUUUUUAAUCUUUGUACUUCUAUCUGUGAGUUGCUUGCUGCCAUUUUAUCAUAUGAGUUGAUAGAAAGUUCAUACCAGAGGUUACUUUUGACAUUCUUUACAGUCUUUCUGCUAUCAACUUUAAGAUAACUGUUUAAAAUAACUUUAACUGUGAGCUCAAGAGUCACUGCGCCAUCACCUCAGGGACUCCUUUUCUAAUUGUUGACUGAACAGAACAAUUUUACAGUCAGUUUUUUAAUAAACAUAACAGCUUUAGCUGUUACAAGGCUUCAGGUAAGAGCUUCUCACACACCAAAGAUAAAGAUGUUGUUUCUGCAUGAACACUAUUAUUAAUAUUGUAAUCUGUCUGCCUAGUAAGCUUUAUCAUUCCAAUAUGAAAUAACAUUUAAACAUGUUAACUUGUCUCAACCUUAUGCCAAAGACAGCUUUCAGUUUGGCUGUAUGUCAUUUGUAGAUCUGUUGCAGGUGAUAAUAAUUUUUUUAUGUCAGUA
Messenger RNA from Mugil cephalus (flathead mullet), 3701 nucleotides. RefSeq names its product arrestin domain-containing protein 3-like. The transcript has 5 exons. Gene Ontology annotation, biological process: protein transport. The record is from RefSeq and is a predicted model, not a curated record. The coding region runs from base 727 to 1356 and encodes 209 amino acids. Gene Ontology annotation, cellular component: plasma membrane; cytoplasm. Lineage: Eukaryota; Metazoa; Chordata; Actinopteri; Mugiliformes; Mugilidae.